Amorphotheca resinae ATCC 22711 is the source of this 701-nucleotide messenger RNA. RefSeq lists its product as hypothetical. The transcript has 2 exons. The coding region runs from base 16 to 438 and encodes 140 amino acids. The record is from RefSeq and is a predicted model, not a curated record. Lineage: Eukaryota; Fungi; Ascomycota; Leotiomycetes; Helotiales; Amorphothecaceae.
CUCGAGAUUCGCCAGAUGAUCCUAGAGUUAAUUGUAGCAGCCUCAGAUCACCGUCGUAAGUCUAGCUACGCCACCGUAUCCUUAGAAUUCCAGACAUUUUUCGAAACUAGGAAUUUUCGCAGCCUGAGGAUACAGUCGUCGUGCUUGGACGAUUUGGAUCGGAUGGUUAGAGGGAAAUGGGGAGGACGACGGGUGGGGUAUGUUGAGAGGAUUUGUUUAUGUGUUGAUCCUGAUAGACAGCAGGGUUGGAGAAAGAACCAAGCCAGUUUUCCCAACGUAAUAAGCAAUCUUUUGCAUAUCCUCUCUCGUUGGAGAAAAGCAGGCGAGCGUGAGCCAGAGCUGACUUUGGAGCUUAUGAACAUAUAUGGUCAGCCGUUUAGCUAUGUUGGCUCGAAAAGGAGAAUUCGUGAGUUGGCGAAUUUGGCGAUUUGGGGAUAGUUAGUAAGGUAGGGUAGGGUAGGGUGGUGGGAAUUAUGGAUUUGUUACUACCUACUACUGGGGAGGUAUAGAAGGUGUAUGAGAUAGAUGGAGUGGUGAUAAAAGCAAGGUCUGAAUUGAAUAAUUUGAUUUAAUUGCGAUCUUGAUGUUUAUUGGGUAUAAACAUCAUACUGAAAAAAAGUUGGUGUUGCUAGAAGAAGAAGGGGAAUUACCUUAGUGAGUGACUCCUCGGGGACGCAAAAACUACAAAAUCAACAAAAGCA